AUGGCCGGUGAAGGAGAGACCAGUCUCGAGUUGAAUUUCGAGGCCACGAGCGACCGAAGAACGAGUUCCCUGUCCGAUCUGCGCAAAACGGUACGCCAGACCCGAGAGGAGCGGUUACGGGAUGGUCGGAGGACCCAGGGAAAGGCGCGAGUUGAGAACUCCGAUCAAAGGAUAGCAGAGGAGGAAGAGAAGGGAAGCUUCAGCGUCACCUCGGACGACUUGGGCAUGAAGAAGUGA
Messenger RNA from Aspergillus melleus, 237 nucleotides. RefSeq lists its product as uncharacterized. Lineage: Eukaryota; Fungi; Ascomycota; Eurotiomycetes; Eurotiales; Aspergillaceae. The transcript has a single exon. Bases 1 to 237 code for a protein of 78 amino acids. The record is from RefSeq and is a predicted model, not a curated record.